Messenger RNA from Desarmillaria tabescens, 1390 nucleotides. Its product is annotated as isoprenoid synthase domain-containing protein. The transcript is spliced from 4 exons. The record is from RefSeq and is a predicted model, not a curated record. NCBI's taxonomy places the organism in Eukaryota, Fungi, Basidiomycota, Agaricomycetes, Agaricales, Physalacriaceae. The coding region runs from base 341 to 1336 and encodes 331 amino acids. Gene Ontology annotation, molecular function: carbon-oxygen lyase activity, acting on phosphates.
ACGUGGAUGCUAACUUCGAUCCAGAGCAACAACACCACGCUAUUCCCUGCCGGUAGGCCGCCUAUCAAGAAUUGGGCUGGUUCACGAGCAACGCCAUUCCUUCGCUCUGGUUUCCGCCAUCACAAUUCUCGCUAUUUGUGCAGUUAUUGACCUCCGGGGAAUAAACGAUUCCGGUAAUAAGCUAAGUAUGGAACAUAUGCAUGAAGGCCUGAUUUCAGACGCGUGACGUUCUCGUUGGUGACUUCUGAGAGUAUACAUUGAAGACGAAACUUCAUAUGGAUUCCUGUUGUAUCGAUACCUUACGUCGAAGCCUAAGCAAGUCACGUCCGACAAAUUAACAAUGGCUCCUUCGCGCGUUGGCCCUCAUACUAUCCAAUGCCGAAGACUUCGAUCCUGGGCUUCUUCUCUGUCGAAUCUAGCCGGACGUGCACUUGGGUUGCCAAACCUUCCGCGGAGACAGACCACUGAAGACAUAAUGCGCUCUUUCUUGCACCAUUUUGACACCACUAACUUGCCACCUGUCGAGGAUGCCGCACUCGAAGAUCUUUGUACCAAAGAGGCUGAACGUCGAGGAUAUGCCCUUGAUGCGCUUAAGCCGUACCUAACGGUUGGGCUUAACAUCACUGCUUCGGCGUACCACCAUCUAGUCAAUGUUGACGUCAAAGUAUACAUCGUCUUCUUUACCGCGUUCGCCACAUACUUCGACGAUGUCUACCCUGAUGACCCCGACGCCCUCAUCGGUGUUCCUAAUUUUACCAAGUACUUUGCUUCCUCGGAGAAGCAGCCAACCAAGAUGCUAGACGACUUUGCUAACGUCUUAGCAGAAACCCCUCAGCUCUUUGGCGAUGUCGCAGCUGAUUUUAUUGUCCAAGCGGGCCUCAGGUUCAUCACUGGCUUGAUUUUAGAGAUACGCAGUAAAUCUGAACCGACUCAUAAAGUUGACAGAUACACCGUAUUUCUUCGCGAGCUCAGUGGAAUCGCUGAAGCCUACACCAUCUUUAUGUUCCCCAAAGACCUGCCGUAUAACCUAUACGUCCAAGCUCUUCCCCUCCUUCGUGACGUCAUCAACUUCACAAACGACAUCACUUCAUUCUAUAAGGAGGAGUGCGAAGGUGAAACGCACAAUCUCAUAUCUCUCUUGGCUGAAGCUCGCGCAGAGCCAAAGAGUGAGGCACUUCGCUACGUGGCAGAACAGUGCAUCCAGGCGCACGAGAGGGUCUUGUGUAUCUUGUCACCGCACCAAGAAGUGCGAAGCUCGUACGAAAAUUUCUUUAAAGGGUAUAUGGCGUUCUAUCUGGGAGCAAAGAGAUACAGGCUUAGCGAGUUGAACCUGUAGUUUGGCAUUCAAUCCGAAUGUGUAUGUUGAUUUUGGUGUGAUAACUGAGUUACG